CCAGACGAGUCAUCAGGAUAUGUAUUUUCAAAAUAUUCAAUGGCUGAUCAGAGAAUGGACAUUUCUUCUACAAUUAGUGAUUUUAUGUCACCAGGUCCCACUGACCUCAUCUCCAGCUCCCUUAGUGCUACUGGAAUGGAUUGUAAUCGAAAAAGGAAGGGCAGUUCAACUGAUUAUCAACUUGAUGGCUUUUCUUUUGAGGAAGAAGAAAAUCCAGAGAUUAGUACGUUCUCUAAAGAAAAUGGUAUUUCUUGUGAAGAAUUAUGGGUAGAAUUAAGGAGAGAAAGUAUGGAUACAGACAAAGAUGACCAGCAUGGAAGAUUGGAAUAUCCAGACCAGCAAGGCAGAAUCAGAAAUGCCAGGGAAGCUCACAGUCAAAUUGAAAAAAGGCGCCGAGACAAAAUGAACAGUUUUAUUGAUGAGCUGGCUUCUUUGGUACCAACAUGUAAUGCAAUGUCCAGAAAGUUGGAUAAACUCACUGUAUUAAGGAUGGCUGUUCAACAUAUGAAAACAUUAAGAGGUGCCACCAACCCAUAUACAGAAGCAAACUACAAACCUACUUUUCUGUCAGAUGAUGAGCUAAAACAUCUCAUUCUCAGGGCAGCAGAUGGAUUUCUCUUUGUCGUCGGAUGUGACAGAGGAAAGAUACUAUUUGUUUCAGAAUCCGUCUUUAAAAUCCUCAACUAUAGCCAGAAUGAUCUAAUUGGUCAGAGUUUAUUUGACUACCUACAUCCUAAAGAUAUUGCCAAAGUUAAGGAACAACUGUCUUCUUCAGAUACUGCUCCAAGAGAAAGAUUAAUAGAUGCAAAAACUGGACUUCCAGUUAAAACAGAUAUAACCCCCGGGCCAUCAAGACUAUGUUCUGGAGCCAGACGGUCAUUCUUCUGUAGGAUGAAAUGUAAUAGGCCUUCAGUUAAAGUUGAAGAGAAAGAUUUCCCCUCAACUUGUUCAAAGAAAAAAGCAGACCGAAAAAGCUUCUGUACCAUCCACAGCACAGGAUAUUUAAAAAGCUGGCCACCCACAAAAAUGGGCCUGGAUGAGGACAAUGAACCAGACAACGAAGGCUGUAAUCUCAGCUGCCUCGUAGCAAUUGGACGGCUACAUUCUCAUGUUGUUCCACAGCCAGUGAAUGGGGAAAUCAGGGUGAAGUCUACAGAAUAUGUUUCUCGCCAUGCAAUUGAUGGGAAAUUUGUUUUUGUGGACCAGAGGGCAACAGCAAUUCUGGCGUAUUUACCCCAAGAACUUCUAGGCACUUCAUGUUAUGAAUACUUUCACCAAGACGACAUAGGACACCUUGCAGAAUGUCACAGGCAAGUUUUACAGACGAGAGAAAAAAUUACCACCAACUGCUAUAAAUUUAAAAUCAAAGAUGGAUCUUUCAUCACAUUGAGGAGUCGCUGGUUCAGUUUCAUGAACCCUUGGACAAAGGAGGUGGAAUACAUCGUCUCAACCAACACCGUCGUUUCAGCCAACGUACUAGAAAGCGGGGACUCAACUUUCCCACAGCUCACAGCUUCCCCCCACAGCAUGGAUAGCAUACUGCCCCCUGGAGAAGGUGGACAGAAGAGAAACCAUCCUACUGUUCCUGGAAUUCCAGGUGGAACAAGAGCUGGUGCAGGGAAAAUCGGUCGAAUGAUUGCAGAAGAGAUCAUGGAGAUACAUAGGAUUCGGGGGUCGUCCCCAUCCAGCUGCGGCUCCAGCCCACUGAACAUCACGAGCACGCCUCCCCCAGACGCCGCUUCCCCAGGAGGCAAGAAGAUUUUAAAUGGAGGAACUCCAGACAUUCCUUCUGCUGGCCUCCUACCAGGGCAGAUCCAAGACAACCCUGGCUAUCCAUAUUCUGACAGUUCCUCUAUUCUUGGUGAGAACCCCCACGUUGGUAUAGACAUGAUCGAUAACGACCAAGGUUCCAGCAGCCCCAGCAAUGACGAAGCAGCCAUGGCAGUCAUCAUGAGCCUCUUGGAAGCAGAUGCCGGGCUUGGCGGCCCCGUGGACUUCAGUGACUUACCUUGGCCACUUUAAAUGUUACUGUACAAGUCGUUUCCGCAACGUCUGCAGUAUCAAAGUGCAUUAUGGGUGGAGUUUGACUGUCUGUGAAGCUUCUUGGAUAAAGAGAUAAUAGCUUUUAUGUACAAACUUCAUAAAAGCCAUCUCAAAGCCAUUGAUACAAGUCAAUCCUACUAUGUGUAACUUAAGACAAAGUGGAACUAAAACCGCUACAGUGUUUCUGCAUCAUUGAUUAUUGAGCUAGCUGUGAAUAGCUUGCAUUAAUUGUAUAUUUUGGAUUCUGUUCGUGUUGAAUUUUUAAAUCAUUGUGCACAGAAGCAUCCUUGGUAGCUUUUAUAUGCAAACAGUCAUUUCAGAUGUAUGGUGUUUUUACACUACAAAGAGGUCCCCCAUGUGGACAUUUCUUAUACUAAUUGUAUCAUAAAGCCGUUUAUUCUUUCUUGUAAGAAUCCUUUACUAUAAAUAUGGGUUAAAGUGUAAUGUAUUAGACAGUUAAAUAUUUUUAAA
Messenger RNA from Gracilinanus agilis (Agile Gracile Mouse Opossum), 2514 nucleotides. RefSeq names its product aryl hydrocarbon receptor nuclear translocator like (gene BMAL1). The record is from RefSeq and is a predicted model, not a curated record. Bases 40 to 2022 code for a protein of 660 amino acids. Gene Ontology annotation, cellular component: cytoplasm; nucleus; transcription regulator complex. The transcript is spliced from 19 exons. NCBI's taxonomy places the organism in Eukaryota, Metazoa, Chordata, Mammalia, Didelphimorphia, Didelphidae. Gene Ontology annotation, molecular function: protein dimerization activity; RNA polymerase II cis-regulatory region sequence-specific DNA binding; DNA-binding transcription factor activity, RNA polymerase II-specific. Gene Ontology annotation, biological process: circadian rhythm; regulation of transcription by RNA polymerase II.